AUGCCACUACUGGGAGAGACCGUCGAGGCCAGCCGCGAGAAACGGCUCGAACGCCAACAGGCCCGCCUCAGGGACCGCGGAGGGAUAUUCAAGCCGUCCGAGCACAACCCUCUCGUUGAACUCCUCCUGGCACGCGGCGUGAAUGGCGAGUCUCUCUCUAGACCGAACUCGCCACGACGCUCUCGCAGCCGCUCCGCCUCCCCUUCCCGCAAAGAGCAGGUUGCGCGACGGCGUAGCCAGAGCGCCCCUCCGAAUAAGCGUUUGCGGAAAUUGGAUGGAAAGAGACCAGGCCCGCCAGAGCUCGAGGAGGAGGAGGGCGCAUAUACCGCGGCGCAGGUCGAGGAACCUAUCGCAGGACCCUCCAAGCCCUCUGCACGCACUAAGUCAGCCAAGGAACCUACCAUAAAGCGAGCACCCCGGAAAUCGCGAGCGCAACCCGCCAAACCCAUGCCCGACGAAGACCAAGAUGAUAUCGCCUCCAAGCCCACAACAUCAGCCACCGUCAAGCCUAAGCCCAAGCCCAAGGCGGCCACGAAGGGCAUCAAGGCCAGCACGUCCGCGGCACCCGAGCCCGCGCCGAAACCCAAACGCGUCGCGAAGCGCAAGGCCCCUUCCCCCGAAUCAGAGCCAGAGCCCGAACCCGAACCCGACACCCAUAUACCCAGCGACGACGAACCGCUCGUACCACGCAAGAAAGCCCGAACGAAGGCAUCUGCAGCACCGAAGGCGAAAGCAUCCUCGUCAAGGAAACGCGCGAAUACUACCGCAGAAGAGGUGAUAAUUCCCCAAGAAGUAGAAGUGGAGCCCGCAAAGCCGCGUCGACGCGUCACCAAGAAAGCGAAGCCCGCGCCACAGCUAAAAGCGGUGGUCGAGGAGGAUGAGGAAGCUCCCGCUCCUCCACAGGCACGGCUGAAGCGACUGACGAAGGGCAAGCGCAAGGCGGAGCCAGACCCGGCCGACGACGAACCUCCCGAAGAAGAGACAGAACCUGCGCCGACUGCGAAGUCAAAGCGGCUCAAGAAAGCUCCUCCAGAACCAGCGGACGGCGACGGCGAGGUCGAAGCACCUAAGCCGCGCAACAGGACUCGCACUACCGAUAAACCAAUCAAACUACCUGCGGCCCGAAAAGCAGGGCCUUCGUCUGCUACGGGCACGAAGGGUGCACAACGUGCUCGGCUCUCCAAGGUCGUGGAGGUUCCGAGUGACGACGAGGCCGUCCCACCCCCUCCUCCAAUACCUCGCAAGGGCGCGGCGAUUACACCUUCCUCCCCCGAGGUAGCGCUCGCCAAGACAGCGAAACCCACGAAACCCGCCGCAUCCAAGCUACUGCCGGACCGUACCAACCACCGCUUGACCGAGAAGCCAGAGGACGAAGCACCUCUGCUUCCACUCAAGAAACGUAGGCCUCCAGAAGAUAGGGACGUAUCCAUUCCUGUCAAAAGCCGAGCCGCAAGAAGUGCGAAGCUACCGCCACCAUCGGAGAGCCCAACCCGCAAGGUUUCCCGUAGCAAAGCGCCGCCGGUGUUCGCACCCAAGGGCACUGUACUAAAGCCGAAGCCCAAGCCGCGGAUGUCGAUGUUCCCGGCCCCAGAAGACGACGGCGAGAGCGACAAGGACCCGAUAGACUUCCUGUCAUAA
Messenger RNA from Trametes versicolor FP-101664 SS1, 1638 nucleotides. RefSeq lists its product as uncharacterized. The coding region runs from base 1 to 1638 and encodes 545 amino acids. The transcript has 10 exons. The record is from RefSeq and is a predicted model, not a curated record. NCBI's taxonomy places the organism in Eukaryota, Fungi, Basidiomycota, Agaricomycetes, Polyporales, Polyporaceae.